GCAGAGUGGCGUGGCCAGGAGAGGGGAGGGAGAAGUGGGAAGGAGACAAAAACAACUUCCAAGCGGCGGGCGAGGCUCCACUCAGCAUCUGAGCUGGAGGGGUCUCUGGGUCAGCUGCUGGAGAGCUGCCCCAGUGACUCGGUUCCUAAUUGUCAGCUCCGUGGGCCUGCUUAUUGCGGAUCUAUCGUGGCCUCUGUGCCAGCGGCUGGUUAGGGCAAACGCCAACGAGCAACACCUCUUAAGCAUCCAGACCACAGAAAAGGAGAGAGAUCUCCCGAAGAAAGAGAAGCCCAAGAGGCGGAAAGGGCUCUAAGGAGCCCUGCUUCUCAGGGUUUCCUGAGGUGUUGGUGGAAACCUGUCACUUGGUCGCAAGUAAAACAUUGGCAAUGUCGGCUUGCCCAGAACCAAAUGGCCUUGUCCCCUUCACUAGAGAGUCUCUUGAACUUAUAAAACAGUGUAUUGCUAAAAAACAAAAUGAAGAACAUGAAGAAGAUUUAAAGCCAAACCCUGAAUUGGAAGUUGGCAAAGAGCUUCCACUUGGUUAUGGAAAACUUUCUCCGGGAAUGGUGUCAGAGCCCUUGGAAGAUGUGGAUCCCUACUACUACAAGAAAAAAAACACUUUUAUGGUACUAAAUAAAAAGAGAACGAUCUUCAGAUUCAAUGCCACUUCCAUCUUGUGUACAUUGUCUCCUUUCAGUUCUAUUAGAGGAACAACUAUUAAAGUGUUGGUACAUCCCUUUUUCCGACUAUUCAUUUUAAUUAGUGUCCUGACUGAUUGCAUACUAAUGUCCAUGAUUAAUUUGCCUCAAUGGGGACCAGCAUUAGAGCAUUCUUUACUUGGAAUUUACACAUUUGAAAUACUUGUAAAGCUGUUAGCAAGAGGCGUCUGGGCAGGAUCUUUUUCUUUUCUUGGUGAUCCAUGGAAUUGGCUCGAUUUCAUUGUAACUUCUUUUGAGCUUAUAACAAGAUAUUCACCUCUAAACUUCACGUUCAUGCUUGGAACCAUAAGAACAUUGAGAAUUUUGAAAAUUAUUCCCUUAAACCAAGGUCUAACAUCCCUUGUAGGGGUCCUGAUGCAUUGCUUAAAGAAACUCGUUGGCGUUAUUAUCCUAACUCUGUUUUUUCUGAGCAUAUUUUCUGUAAUCGGAAUGGGACUUUUCAUGGGCAACCUGAAGCAUAAAUGUUUGCGAUGGCCUCAAGAAAAUGAAAAUGAAACCCUGUACAACAGAACUAGAAACUCAUUUUAUAUUCAAGAAACAGAAAACUUUUACUAUUUGGAAGGAGAAAGCUAUGCUCUCCUUUGUGGCAACAGAACAGAUUCUGGUCAGUGCCCUGAAGGAUACGUGUGUGUAAAAGCUGGCACAAAUCCUGAUCAUGGCUACACGAAUUUUGACAGUUUCGGGUGGGCUUUACUUGCCCUAUUUCGGUUAAUGACUCAGGAUUACCCAGAAUUGCUUUAUCACCAGAUCCUUUAUGCUUCUGGGAAGGUAUACAUGCUAUUUUUUGUCGUGGUAAGUUUUUGGUUUGCUUUUUAUAUGGCAAGUUUGUUCCUGGGCAUACUUGCUAUGGCCUACGAAGAAGAAAAGCAGACAGCUGCUGAAAGAACUAAGACGACUGAAUCAAAAUUUCAACAGGCUGUGAAGGAACUUCAAGAAGGAUAUGAAGCAGCUGAGACCAAGAGCACACAAAUAGAAAUGACAAAAAGAUCACCAACCUUUAUGGAUACACCUCUGGAUGUGAUGGAAGAUGCUACUCCUGGGCAUCAUGAAGAACUUAAAAAAUCAAGGAAGAAAUGUUCUUUGUGUUGGUACAGAUUUGCUAAAACUCUCUUUGUCUGGAAUUGUUCUCCCUGUUGGUUAAAACUGAAAGAAUGCGUCCAAAAGAUUGUGAUGGACCCAUUCACUGACCUUUUCCUUACCAUAUGUAUAAUUUUAAACACAUGUUUUCUGGCCGUGGAACAUUAUCCAAUGGGUGAUGAAACUAUCAAUCUUCUCAGCAUUGGAAACUUGGUUUUUCUUGGGAUUUUUACAGCAGAAAUGAUUUUUAAAAUAAUCGCCAUGCAUCCAUAUGGGUAUUUCCAAGUAGGCUGGAACAUUUUUGAUAGCAUAAUUGUUCUGCUUGGUUUAGUAGAACUUUAUCUAGCACAUUUUGAAGGAAUGGCCUUUUUUCGACAAUUCAGGACAUUGCGGAUUUUCAAGUUGGGCAAAUAUUGGCCAACGUUUCAGAUGAUGAUGCAGAUCCUCAGUAGCUCACUGGUGGCCUUGAAAGAUUUGAUUCUGCUGUUGUUCAUAUUCAUCUUCUUUUCUGCUGUAUUUGGCUUGAGGCUGUUUGGUUGGAGUUACCAAGCAUGUGUCUGCCGCAUAGACAAAGACUGUGUGCUCCCACACUGGCACAUGUCUGACUUCUUACACUCCUACCUGAAUGUGUUCCGGAUUCUGUGUGGAGAGUGGAUAGAGACGCUGUGGGACUGCAUGGAGGUAGCAGGCCAGUUCGGCUGCUUUUCAUUUUACGUGAUGGUCAUUUUAAUUGGAAAUUUAUUAAUACUCUACCUGUUUCUGGCAUUGAUAAGCUCCUUUAGUUCAUACCAGGCUUCAACAACUAAAGAGAACAAUGAAGCCAAAAAUCUCCAGCUUGCAAUAGCAAGGAUCAAGAAGGGGAUCGACUAUGCUCUUCUGAAAAUGCUAUGUAAAAAACGAAAAGUUGCAAAAGAGGCAAUGGACCAUAUAAAUAAUACAUACGUUAAAGAGAAUACUUCCGACCAUACUCUUUCUGAAUUGAGCAACACCCAAGAUUUCCUCAAGGAUAAGGAAAAAAGCAGUGGUACGGAGAAAAACACGACUGAAAAUGAAAGUCAAUCACUUAUCCCUAGUCCUAGUGUCUCAGAAACUGUACCAAUUGCUUCAGGAGAAUCUGAUAUAGAGAACCUGGAUAAUAAGGAGAUUCAGAGUAAAUCAGGUGAUGGAGGCAGCAAAGAGAAAAUAAAGCAAUCUAGCUCAUCUGAAUGCAGUACAGUUGAUAUUGUUAUCUCUGAAGAAGACAUGGUCUAUGAACACGAACAGCAGUGUCUUAAAAACAGGUCUGGACGGAGAUCCUCACCUGGUCAAAUAAGUAAAGAAUAUAAGAAAGGAAAAAUGUGGCAAAACAUAAGAAAAACUUGCUGCAAGAUUGUUGAAAAUAGUUGGUUCAAGUGUUUUAUUGGCCUUGUCACUCUGCUCAGCACAGGAGCUUUGGCUUUUGAAGAUAUAUAUAUUGACCAGAGAAAGACUAUUAAAAUCUUAUUAGAGUAUGCUGACAUGAUCUUCACUUACAUCUUCAUUCUGGAAAUGCUUCUAAAGUGGAUGGCAUAUGGUUUUAAAGCCUAUUUUACUAAUGGCUGGUACAGGCUGGACUUCAUGGUUGUGAUUGUGUUUUGUCUCAGCUUAAUUGGCAACUCUCGGGAAGAGUUCAAACCACUUAUUUCCAUUAAAUUCCUUCGGGCACUCAGAGUUCUAUCUCAAUUUGAAAGGAUGAAGGUGGUUGUGAAAGCUUUGAUAAAAACAACUGCACCUGCUCUGAGUGUGUUUCUGGUCUGCCUCAUGAUUUGGCUGAUUUUUAGUAUCAUAGGAGUACACUUAUUUGCUGGCACAUUCUAUGACUGCAUUGACCCAACGAGUGGAGAAAGGUUUCCUGUAUCUGAAGUCAUGAAUAAGAAUCAGUGUGAAAGCCUUCUGUUUAAUGAAUCUAUGCCGUGGGAGAAUGCAAAACUGAACUUUGAUAAUGUUGGAAAUGGUUUCCUUUCUCUGCUUCAAGUAGCAACAUUCAAUGGAUGGAUCACUAUUAUGAAUUCAGCAAUUGAUUCUGUUGGUGUAAACAUGCAGCCUAAUUUUGAAAACAACAUCUAUAUGUAUUGUUACUUUGUCACCUUCAUUGUCUUUGGAUUAUUUCUGCCUCUGAGUAUGCUGAUCAGUGUCAUUAUUGCUAAUUUCAACAAGCAUAAAAUAAAGCAAGGAGGCCCAAAUAUCUUUGUAACAGCAAACCAGAAGAAACAGUACCGUGGGCUGAAGAAACUGGUGUAUGAGGAUUCUCAAAAACCAAUACCUCGCCCUAGAAACAAAUUCCAAGGAUUAAUCUUUGAUGUGGUCACACAUCAGGUUUUUAAUGCUGUCAUCGUGGUUCUUACCUGUCUCCAAGCCCUUUCCAUUAUGAUACAGUAUGAUGAACAGAGUCCACGAAUGGACACUGCUGUCUUCUGGAUUGACUGCAUUUUUGUUAUGCUGUACACUGUGGAAUGUGUCCUGAAGCUGAUCUCCUUUCAUUGUUAUUAUUUCACCAUUGGAUGGAACAUUUUUGAUUUUAUGGUAGUCAUUUUCUCCAUUACAGGACUAUUUCUGCCGAUGACAGUAGGGUACUACCUCGUGCCUCCUUCACUGGUGCAGUUGAUACUGCUCACGCGCAUCAUCCACAUCCUGCGCCUUGGCAGAGGACCUAAGGUGUUCCAUCGUCUGAUGCUCCCUUUGAUGCUGUCCCUCCCAGCAUUGUUGAACAUUGGUCUUCUCAUCUUCCUUGUCAUGUUCAUCUAUGCCAUCUUUGGAAUGUACAACUUUGCCUAUGUCAAAAAGGAAGCUGGAAUUAAUGAUGUGUCCAACUUUGAAACCUUUGGCAGCAGUAUGCUUUGUCUUUUUCAAGUUACAAUAUUUGCUGGUUGGGAUGGAAUGCUCGAUGCAAUUUUUAAUAGUAAAUGGUCUGACUGUGAUCCUGAUAAAAUUAACCCUGGGACUCAGGUCCGAGGAGACUGUGGUAACCCCUCAGUUGGGAUUAUUUAUUUUGUCAGUUACAUCCUCAUAUCAUGGUUGAUGAUUGUACAUAUGUACAUUGUAGUUGUCAUGGAGUUUUUAAAUAUUGCUUCUAAGAAAAAAGCCAAGACCUUGAGUGAAGAUGAUUUUAGGAAGUUCUUUCAGGUCUGGAAGAGGUUUGAUCCUGACAAGACUCAGUACAUGGACUCCAGCAAGCUUUCAGAUUUUGCAGCUGCCCUAGAUCCUCCUCUUUUUAUGGCAAAACCAAACAAGAGCCAACUCAUUGCUAUGGAUCUUCCCAUGGCUGUUGGAGAUAGAAUUCAUUGCCUUGACAUCCUACUUGCUUUUACAAAGAGAGUUAUGGGUAACGAUGUGAGGAUGGAGAAAAUUCUUUCAGAGAUAGAAUCAGGGUUUAUGUUAGCCAAGCCUUUCAAGAUCACCUAUGAGCCAAUUACAACUACUCUAAAACGAAAACAAGAGGCAGUUUCAGCUACCAUCAUUCAGCGUGCUUAUAAAAGUUACCGCUUGAGACAAAAUGACAAAAAUACAUCAGAUAUUCAAGUAAUAGAUGACAGAAAUGCUCGAGCUACUGAAGAAGGUAGCUGUGCUGAUCAAGCUAAGGAGAAGUCGUCUUUUCCAAGUGAGAUCUAAUUCCAGUUUUCACCUCUUUACCUUCUUCACAUAGUCCAAAAUUGUUAAAAGCUAAAAUAAGAAGCAGAUCAGAGGAAGUAGAGAUAAUAAUCAGUUGUUUACAAGCCGUGGACAUUAAUCUUGUGUUCACAACAUUCUAUGCCAAACUCACUUUUUUCCCCAAAAAAUGCACUUUUAUUUCUUCUUUUUGUGUUUUGUGCACAUAGGCCAUGUGCACUCACUGG
This is a messenger RNA of Tupaia belangeri chinensis (Chinese tree shrew), 5647 nucleotides long. RefSeq names its product sodium voltage-gated channel alpha subunit 7 (gene SCN7A). Gene Ontology annotation, cellular component: plasma membrane; voltage-gated sodium channel complex. The transcript has 25 exons. Bases 387 to 5423 code for a protein of 1678 amino acids. NCBI's taxonomy places the organism in Eukaryota, Metazoa, Chordata, Mammalia, Scandentia, Tupaiidae. Gene Ontology annotation, molecular function: voltage-gated sodium channel activity. Gene Ontology annotation, biological process: sodium ion transmembrane transport; sodium ion homeostasis. The record is from RefSeq and is a predicted model, not a curated record.